Acanthopagrus latus (yellowfin seabream) is the source of this 1951-nucleotide messenger RNA. RefSeq names its product G protein-activated inward rectifier potassium channel 3 (gene kcnj20). The record is from RefSeq and is a predicted model, not a curated record. Gene Ontology annotation, cellular component: plasma membrane. The transcript has 3 exons. The coding region runs from base 253 to 1713 and encodes 486 amino acids. Gene Ontology annotation, biological process: potassium ion import across plasma membrane; regulation of monoatomic ion transmembrane transport. Gene Ontology annotation, molecular function: inward rectifier potassium channel activity. NCBI's taxonomy places the organism in Eukaryota, Metazoa, Chordata, Actinopteri, Spariformes, Sparidae.
AUUUAAAGAGCGCCACCUUGUGGUCAUCACCUAGACUUUUGGACACAUGCUCAUUUAGUCAGGUAGAAGUAUAAACUUAAGUUUCAUGUCAUUUGGACACACCGUUGUGGAGAUAUCCAACACUUCCUGUUUGGCAGGAAAUCCACAGGAAGUUGUUAUUUAAUAACGUCUUAAAUCAAUGAAAGAACUUUUGAACCUGAAUGAUCAUCCCCACGCUCUGCUGCUAGGGUCUAUUACGUUUGCGUUCCUGUAAUGUAUCCUGGUGCGAGAAGAGACUACAACUUUGAGACCAGAGGAUCCCCUGGAUCCUGCGGAACAACAGUGAGCAUAGGAGCCACGGCGCCUCCACGGACCACCCAGGAUGGGACGAGGGGGCGGCGAACGUCCAUGCCCUGUCAACCAAAAUCUAUCAUGGUUGUCCAUUCCACACCUUCGGGAGAGGACAUUCAGUCUAAGAGCUUCGUAAUAAAUGCAGACAAUGACCCAACCUUUACUCCUCCGGACAUCAUGCCAGGGAGUUUUUCCCGGCUUGCAACAGCCAAGAAACGUCAUAAGAGUACAACAGACAUUACUUAUCGGGGCCACAUGUGCUUGCCUCCACCUUCCACCCUUGGUCAAACAGACAGAGAGCAAGCCUUUUUGCACCACUGCUCACUGAGAGAGACCAACAAUGUUUCUCACUACCCCCGCCAUGCGCUCAGCGUGCCCAACAUGGGCAGCACCAGCCCCCUUGGUGCCAUUAACAACAGCCCUAUGCACAACACCCCACUCUCACCUGCACACAGCAGCAUGUCCAGCCCUGCUAGAGAGAUGGAGAGGCUGGCUAAGGCUCGGAGUAAACUCCUCGAGAGCGAGUGCAACCAAACCCCCACCAUUACUCCAGAAACCCGAGGGCAACUUCGGUAUGUCUCCAAGGAUGGGAAGUGUCGUGUCAAUCUGUGUAACAUUUCUGAGAGGGGCUGCUUCCUGUCUGAUAUCUUUACCUCUUUUGUGGACCUCCAGUACCGCUGGUUUCUAUUUGUUUUCAUGAUGUGCUACAUCACCACGUGGUUCCUGUUUGCUGGACUCUACUUCUUGAAUGCUUCCCUCAGAGGUGACCUAGGACAAGAUCCAUCACAAGGGACCACUGCAGGCGAACAUGUAGACCAAAGGCCCUGCUAUGUAGGUGUAGAUGGCCUCAUCUCAGCUCUGCUCUUCUCGGUAGAGACACAGCGCACCAUUGGUUAUGGGUCAUGGACUGUAUCUCCUGUCUGCCAUGAGGGUGUGCUGCUGGUAAUGAUGCAAUGUAUUGUUGGCUCCAUGAUCGAUGCACUCAUGGUGGGUUGCAUGUUUGUCAAAAUAUCCCGACCUAAGAAGCGGGCUGAGGCUCUUCUCUUCAGUCGCACUUGCGUUAUUGCCAACCGUGAUGACCAACUGUGCUUGAUGUUCCGUCUGGGGGACCUGAGAGAAAGUCACAUGGUGGACGCCAAGGUCCACGCGAAAUUAAUCAAGUCCCGCCAAACAGCUGAGGGUGAGUUCCUUCCACUUGAGCAGACCGAGAUUGAUCUUGGUUAUGAAACUGGGUCAGAUCGACUCUUCUUAGUGGAGCCACAAGUCAUUCAACACAAUACUGACUGCAACAGUCCACUCUGGGAGCUGGGCCUGGAGCAGCUCAGACGGCAGUUUGAGAUAAUUGUCAUCUUGGAAGGAAUUGUUGAGGCCACAGGUGAGUAAUCAAUAGUGGUAGUCAAAUAGAGACAUACCCCAGUGACAUACAGCCAAAGAAAUGGUUGCGGUUUAUCUUAAUUGCUUGCAUUGAAAAAUGUGCAUUAGAAAUCCACUGGGACUUUCUUCAGCAGUUGUUUCACAGUGCAUUGUAGGUCAUUUUGAGGUCUGAGGUUCAGGCAGAGAUUUUUUUUUUCUUGAGAAAGCAUACGUAUGUUGAAAAUUUCAGCUGUAAUUUACCACAAAG